CUUAUUUAAUCGUUUCUCCAACAUAUCUGAAUCUUCAUGCAUGAACCAUCCCAUCCAAAGACGUUCUCAUCCAUAACAUUGGAUCCUUACUCCAGUCUUGCCAUUUGCUGAAACUUAUUAGCGAUAUCGCACUCUUUAGAUAUAUUUUGCAGCCCUUUUUCUAUUAUUGCAACUACAAUUACUACACUGUUAUUACAAAAAAAACACACAGUUUUGACAUGGCUUCCACUCCAUUGACUGGUAUUCCUCCUACCCAACCCGGCUGUGGUGAUGUCUCAAUACACAAUCCUACCCCACGCUGCUUCAACAAUGAGAAUGGCGCUUCUUACAAUGAAUUGGGUUGUUUUCUCCAAAUGACUGGUCUCUUGUGUGCACCACUUGCUACUACUCGCGGGUUCCUUUUUACCGAUGACCCUUUCUCUCACCAUUUGGUCCCGUUAGUCCCACAAUUGUCGACUGUCACCAAUAGAAGCGCCACCAAUCCGCCCUCAAAUCUUGUUGGAAUUGAUAACCAGCCAGUCAAGUAUCAGGGCCCUGCUAGACUUGGCCAAUCUUGUGUAGGCAUCCCACUGCCUUCAACAACAGACCCAUUGUUUCGGACUUUGGCCAAUAUUGCUAACCAAAGACUCAAUGAGACUGUUGGUAGCUCACCAGGCGUAGGAGCAGGGCUUGAUGUCUUCAAUCUUCGGGGCGAUUGCCAGCGAGGAUCUUACUGUGAUUUGGCUACUCCGGGUAGUGGUGUUGGCACUUGCAAGGAGCAGCUGCCUAACUAUCAUGCUUGUUCCUCUUACAUGCAGUGUAUUUCCUUACGCUGUGACGAAUCUCUGGCGCCAACAGAGUUAUUAAGUAGAAGAAAGGCGAGAAGUACUGGUUCUUUUUUGAAUCUGUAUCAGUCUCGGAUUCAUAUUAUGGAGAAGCGAGCCAAACCGACUAUAUGUUUACCUUCUAAAAUUACCGAUGAUAACGGCCUUAACGAGCUUGGAGUGGGAUCAGGGACUAGAGGAGAUGACCAGACUAAUGGAGACGAUAGUGAGAGUGCUGAAGCGGAUGACCCGAAAUUUGCACCCUGGAUGGGGGCUGUUAUAGCUAUGGCCAUUAUUCUAGGGGCGGCAGUCAUUUUUGGCCUAGUACGGCGACGUAAGACGUUGAGGGAAAGGAACGAGAAGAGGAUAAAAGCUACAGAUCAAGAGAUUAAUAUGAGAGUCGUAUCAAGUGCUUCCACAUAUCAAACUAUACGACCAGGCACGGGUUCACAUCUAGCGACAGAUACUUCGGAUGUCUCAACUGAUCUGGAAACCUUCAGUAAGGAUACUAAGAACAAUAAGGACCACCACCACCACAUGUAAAAAACAUAGCAUUCAUUACCCUUAUCUAUCAGCGUCUCUCGUGUCAUUCUCCCUCCCCUCGACUAUAGGAUGUAAUUAAUUGAAGCGGUGAAGCCUCCCAUCACCACCUAUAGGACUUCACUUGGUAGUGGUUCAGCAUUAGCUACAAACGGACAUAAUUCUUUGCAUUGCUGCCAUAUAUUACAUUUAACUCUCAAGACAAAUCUCCAAGCAUGGGUUCUUGUCCUUCUCCUCAUCUGCUUCAUAGCAUGCGUCAUAGAUUGAUAUGUCAUUUUUCUCGUCGAUCUCACGUACCUACCUCAUCUAUUUUAUCUAUCUCACCUAUUUCACCUAUUUCACCUAUUUCACCUAUUGCACCGAGACAGGCGUUUUAAUAGCUUAAUAUCUGACUUCUGCAUCGCCUGAAUAAUCAAAUUAGUUCUUGACAACCAUAAAUUAAGAUACAGGAUCUACAUAUUUGUAAUCUUACUCAUAAUAAAAC
This is a messenger RNA of Lobosporangium transversale, 1827 nucleotides long. RefSeq lists its product as hypothetical. The coding region runs from base 219 to 1346 and encodes 375 amino acids. The transcript has a single exon. The record is from RefSeq and is a predicted model, not a curated record. NCBI's taxonomy places the organism in Eukaryota, Fungi, Mortierellomycota, Mortierellomycetes, Mortierellales, Mortierellaceae.